AUGAACUCCCCUGCCGUAGCAUCUCCGACCUGGAAGAAGGACCACUUGUGGCAGAUCCUGUUGGCGCUGGACUUCGACCCCGACAAGGCCGCGGCCGAAGCGGGGAAGCUCGCUACGCACACGAAGCUGGGCGCGAACAUGUUUGACAAACCUAACAGUGAUGCCUUUCACAUAGUUGCCUACUUUUUGUUUACUGCUCUGAAUCCAUCCCAUGCCAAAGAAGUCUUCAGAUUUUGUUGGCCUCCAAUAGACCGAAAAGCUGAUGUUGAAUUUCGGAAACAGUGCUGUGAGUGGUUGAAAAAAAUUUCUGAUGAAUGUGGAAGCAGCUUUCCUCAAGUUGUUGGUUCAUUGUUUCUUUUUCCUGGUGGCCCUAAAUUUGUUGAUCUCAUGUACUGUUUUGCAAGAUUUGUUGCAGCACAAUAUAUUAAAACCAACUCUGAAAGUUCUAAUAAUACGUACUUCAUAGAGACAUUUAAUAAAAAGUCUCAAGAGCCCUGUAAGUCCUUUACAAGAUGUUACAUAGGACGAACCAGGUUUUUACAAAUUUUACAAAAAGAAGAUUCUCUGAUUCGACAAUACCAGGAAAAUUCUCAAGCAUUAAUUAAAGAAAUAAGAGAUUUGAAUUCACAACAUACUGAAUUGCAAAAAUUACAAAAAAAGAACCAGAAUGAAGACCCAAGAGACAUAUUAGAAAAAGUUCAAAAGGUUCGAUUGAUGUGGGAUUCUGUGAUGGAAACUCUUACAUUUUUGGAAAAAGAAAGAGAAGUUGUUAAUUCGGUCAUUACAGGUCAUGUUGAUCAGUAUACUUUGGAUGGAGCUGGUGUUGCUAUUAAGGUUCCAAGGCUCUUACUGGAUAGAAUUGAAAAACAAAUGUGCCAUUUAUUUAUAGGAAACCUUUAUGAAGCUGGAAAAUUGAAUCUUUUAACUGUUAUUCAAUUACUAAAUGAAGCCCUGAAGAUUUUAAAAAAUGAACGUAGUCAUACUGACCAAACAGGAUUGACAGCAGACCUUAAUUAUGUUGAGAGAGAGGCCAGAGUUCAGAAAAUCACUUUAUCACAUGUGAAGCAAUUGAGGUAUAAAAUAAAACAAGAGGCUGCUCUUAUAAGGCAAUCAAAUGCUGAAAAACAAAGAAAAUGGAAUAAGAAGUGGGAAGAGUUCCUUAAUCAGGCUCCUUUUAGUCUAAUUAAAGAUGAGACGCCAGCCCUGGAUCUUUUACCAGCAAUGUCUCCUCUUUCAUUUGAUCCUGCUUCAGAAGAAGUUUAUGAAAAUAGUGUCUUCUAUCGAUAUCCCAUGUCACUUCCAGAUGCAUCUAAGAAGCAUACCCAAGAAGAUUUCCAUGGGAUGGAUGAUAAUGCAAUAAGAACUGAGGAUGAUAGUGCAAUAAGAACUACAGAUGAACUAGUGAACAGGGCUGCUGUCCUUCCAAUGCAGUCAGAUACAGUGUCUGAUAGUAGCAGUGUAAUAUUGCUUGAAAAGGAUAUGAAGACAAAGACUAUUAGAGAUAAAGAACAAUCACUUUCAAAAAACAAAAAAAAAGUCAAAAUGGACACAUCUCAAUCAUUGUCAGCUCAGAAGAACAGAGAGAGUUCUAUGCUUUCAACACCAAAGCUAGAUCCCUUCAAAAAAGAAGUAGAUCAUCUGGCAGAGGAGGUUGCCAAGGCAGUUAUAGCAGAUUCACCACAGCUUUGUGAAGGAAGAGAUGUAGAAUUAGGGACCUUAAUCAACCAUUUAUUUUCUAAUCCAUUUUUGACAAGGAAGCAGAUUCCAAGAACUCCAGAAGAUUUGAGUAAGCUCAAUUUAUGCUUCUGA
This is a messenger RNA of Gracilinanus agilis (Agile Gracile Mouse Opossum), 1809 nucleotides long. RefSeq names its product HAUS augmin like complex subunit 6 (gene HAUS6). Bases 1 to 1809 code for a protein of 602 amino acids. Lineage: Eukaryota; Metazoa; Chordata; Mammalia; Didelphimorphia; Didelphidae. Gene Ontology annotation, biological process: spindle assembly. The record is from RefSeq and is a predicted model, not a curated record. The transcript is spliced from 15 exons. Gene Ontology annotation, molecular function: microtubule binding. Gene Ontology annotation, cellular component: HAUS complex; mitotic spindle microtubule.